Messenger RNA from Seminavis robusta, 4083 nucleotides. Lineage: Eukaryota; Bacillariophyta; Bacillariophyceae; Naviculales; Naviculaceae. The record is from the annotation of a GenBank genome assembly.
UUGCCAUCAAUUUUUUUGUCACGGUUCCUUCGUGUCGCUCAGCUCACAAAACCAAUAACGACCCGAUUAUUAAUAGACUACUACUAGCUAGUACGCACACAACAGUAGAUUGCAAAGAGACCACAAAAUUGCUUGAACCCAUCUCAUCUCAGGCAUCCAUCACUAUCACCAUCGCCUUCACUACAACAAUUGGCCACAAGCGAUAGAUCAGAUCAGGUCAAACCAAGACAAGACAAGGCAAGACAAGGCAAGAUGAGCACAAUGGAUCUGCUGCUGGGAAUUGCCCACCUUGGCAUUCCCGCGAGUGUGGCAGCGUCUUUGGGGAGCCUCUACAGAAAGCAAGCGAUUGCUGCCAAUGAUGAAUCUACUAGUAGUUGUGCGACCAGUACAUGUAGUGUAAAGAGCAUUCCUGGUCCAGUGCUGGGAUUGUGUUUGCUGUGCAACUUGCAAUGGCUAUUCAGCGGGAUCCUGCAUCUCGUGAGAUUUGGGGCAGAGGAAGAGGGGGCAGGGUUUACCGUGGUUUCUGUGAUUUUGUUCGUUGUGUGUCUCGUGACGGCUCUUUGGAUUCCCGUGCUCCUCCUGCGCUGCGACCAAAAGCUCUUUUCCAACAGUUCCUUGAAAGACGACGGCUGCCAACAAGCCGCUGAAGAUCUGGUCAAGUUGAACGAAGAAAUGGCCAUCAGCAAGCGCAAGCUCUUUACAUUCAUGAGCUUUUUGUGCCACGAAAUCAGAAACCCCCUCUUUGCCAUUACCAGCAACAUUGAGUUUGCCCAAGACACUAUCACGCCUCGAAGCGACCCGGACCUACAAGAAUCCAUAUCGGCCAUUAACCAGUCCGCAAAACUCAUGCUAAGAUUGGUCAAUGAUGUCCUCGACCUAAGUAAAAUCGAGUCGGGCAAAAUGGAGCUCGAGUUACACGAGUUCCCGUUGCGGGAGUUCUUUCAAAACAUGGCGUCCAGUAUGAGUCGUCAGGUCAUGGGCUCCAAAAAGAAGAAGGAUGCUGCAGUACAAUUCAUCUUUCGCAUGGAUGACACUGUCCCAAGGCUCGCCAAGACUGAUUCUGUAAGGCUCCUUCAGAUUGCUUCCAACUUGCUCUCCAAUAGCAAAAAGUUCACGGAACGGGGCUCCAUUACGCUCACCGUGCAAGUGGUGCCCCGAGAAAACUCUCAAAAACAGCAGCAAGUUACGACGAACGAUGCUACUACUAGUAACGCAAAGGAGGCAGACUGCAGCAAUGAGAAGGAAGAUGCCACCGCGGUGACAUCGACCACUGUCACUCCCAAUGCUUCGAUUGGAGAUCCCGUCGUCAUUCAAGGCCUCCAUUCCACCGAGAACUUUUCGCUUUCCAUGUUGCGAAACCACAUCAAGGACCACAGCAAACAACAGCAACCUACGACGAAAGACAAGAAGAAAAAGAAAAAGAGGGGACUCUUCUUUGAUUCAACGUCCUUUGCGUCAUUCUCUUCCAAACACUUGAGUGCCAUUGACGAAAGUCACCAGGACGGCAAUCAAAAACAAGAGGAGGAACACGAGCAGGAACACGAAGAAGAUCCUGACUUCGACCAAAUGACCCUCAUACUCACAGUAGAAGAUACUGGAAUUGGAAUUGAAGAAGGCCAUCUGGGGCGUAUCUUUCAACCAUACACACAAUCCAAGCUCUCUGACUUUAGACGUCAUGGAGGGACAGGUCUUGGCUUGUCGAUUAUUCAUAACUUGCUCGAAAUGCUUGGAGGAACCGUCAAGGUCUCUUCUGUCGUGGGAAUGGGAUCCAAGUUUAACGUACACUUGCCCAUUGCCAUCCCUAAGCGGGUAAGACAGGAGCAGCAACAGCAGCAACAACAACAGCAGCAGCAGCAAGUGGCAAUGCAAAGUGACAUUGAAAACCAACAGCCACCCGGACAAAUCGUCCUAGAACCAACAUCCAGAAGAGGAUCCUAUGCUUCCUUUGCAAAGCUGCCAGAGGACAUCGAUCUUGAGUACAUGGAUGAAAGCACGGACCAAGUCACCCCCCUUACUUCUCAUUCAGCUUUGGCGAACACAAUUCGACGAGUGUCACUCAAUAACAGUAGUCAAAACAACACCGGCGAUCUUGAUUCGAGUGUCGGAAGUGGCGCCGUCAGGUUUAGCCAAGGAAUGUUGCCUCCCGAGAGAGAUGAUGCCGCCACGCCUCAAGUACGAAACACCAACAACAGCAACGGCUAUCCACAUAGUCCUUCCAGUAGCCCUCGAGGACAGGCCGUACGCUUGGGCAUGCUGCCACCGGAACGGGAUGAUGCCGCCACGCCUCAAGUGCAAAACACAGCGAGCGGUCAUCACCCUGGUCAAUCAGUCCGAAUGGGUGUGCUGCUACCUCAUGAAAGAGAUGAUGCCGCCACUCCGAUUACCAGGAAUGCGGCAUACAACAACCACUAUGACCAACACCAAUCCUACCGGUACUACCAACACGGGCACUACCAUGGGCACCAUCAUGGGCACCAAAUUCACUUCAAUGCACAAUUUCACCAACAGGAGCCUCACAACAACUUUGGCCCGCAAUUUCAUCCUCACCAUUCCAAUGAAGGACUUCAUUACGAGCAUCCAUUGUUCCACCAUCCCAUACAUUCUGUGCAACAGCCCAUGCACCACCAUGUACCAGGUGGUGGCCAUCACCAGCAUAUCCAUCCAGAUUCCUACGACGACGACGACGACACGGGUCGGCACUCGCCGGAUCCAACCUCUUCUCACCAUCACAUGACUCCUGUGCAGUUUGCACUCUUACAUCAUCAUAGUCCGGGGACAAUGCCGGUUCGUUGGGAAUCCAACCAUUUCACAACAGAAGAUGAUAUCACAGACAGUCAAGCGGAAGAUGACUUGGCGGCUCCCAUGCCUCCACUCACACACCUCUCAGCUCAACAUCCAGCAGCCAGUCUCAUCUUACCUGAUGAAGCUCCCCCAGAAGUCGACCUUGCUUCCGGCAAUUCAACACAGCCAGGAGCUUUGUUGCCAUCACCGCUAUUUAGGCUUCCAAAAAUGACACCACAACAUGCACUCUCAGCGGAGCAUACUACUGGAGAGGGCGACACCAACAUUGAUGAACGAUCGACUCCUUUGUUCCCAGCUGGUUCCGCUUCUACUUCGACCUCCAUUGAAACGAGCAACCAUCCAACGUUGAAUGAAACAAAGCAACUGCCUCUCUUCGGAAUGAUCCAAGGUCAUGCAAAGCCAGAAUCUCCCAACACGCCCCUGCCGCCAUUGUCACCAUCUGUCCAAGCACCACGGGCUCGAAAACUGGCUGCUCCCUGCCCUACGAUAGUUAGACCAGAUCAUGUUGAUGGUAGCAGUGUUCCCCGCCCUACGAUAGUUAGACCAGAUCAUGUUGAUGGUAGCAAUGUUGGAGACGAGAAGGGCGGUGAUGAUCCCCAGCAGUCAGUGCGACCGACAGAGCCACCCCUGAAUGGCCUCGUCAUCUCACGGAAACCGAUAGAUACAAUUUCCUCUCCGCCAACGGUACAAGCUCACGCUAGGCAGCUCAAGCCUAUGUUCCACGUUCCUCCAGCUGCACCAGCCAAGACAGCAGCACCUAUUAAUGUGGGAACCUCUACACCGAACGGCAAGCUGUCCAAGUUCUCCUUCCCCAGUAAAUCGAAAAUGGUGCUCGUGGUUGAUGACAACGGAAUCAACCGAAAGCUCAUUGGGAAGAUGCUGAGUUUCUUCCAUUUAGAGUAUCAGGAUGCCGAGCAUGGCAAGCAGGCCGUCGAGAUCAUGUCUCGUUCUCAAAAUGUCACGGGUGAUCCUUCUGCUCCACGAUUUGGUAUGGUCAUCAUGGACCUAUGCAUGCCUGUGAUGAAUGGGUUUGAAGCCAUUGGAAGCAUUCGUUCAGAGCUGAAGCUGCUGGAUAUUCCAAUUAUUGCUCUUACAGCCAGUGCCAUGGAAGACGAGGAACGACGAGCAAUGGAUGCUGGCGCCACUGAGUUUGCUACCAAGCCAUUGAUGCGCCCAACCCUGCAUUCUAAAUGUGAACGCUAUCUUGGACAAUCUGCAGACGAGAAACCAAAGCCACCCGACAACAAUGCAUCUGCACUACCGGUAGCUCCAGUUCAAUAG